AUGCUGCUCAGUAGCUACACCCAGACUGGCCCUCAGCCUGACUUAGCUCCCGCACACAUCCCUGGAGAAAGAACUAACGCGGCCUUCUCCGAGCCCCAGGCUGGAGUAGGAAGUAUCCGCCCUCCCGAACGCGAGGUCCUCGCUACGCAUUGGCUGCGAAGGCCGUCAAUGCUCUGGAGGGCGGAGCCUCCCGCCACCCAGCGGAAUCUCAGGCCCGGUUUGACCGGUUGUCCCAAACAUUCUGCAGUUUUUGAGUGCAAGUACUAUGCCGUUCUUCGACCACACCACCAGCAGCUUAAGUUCAGUCACCAGAAUUGCGCAAGGACAGCAGCAUGUAUCUUACUUUUCCUGCCGCCCCCUCCCACCGCUGCCAACGAACAAGACCGAAACCCCCAUCCGUCUCGAGCGCGGCGCGCCCCGCCCCACCUACCCCGAGCGAGGGGUUCCCGGAGGCCGCCCCGCGCGGUCCCGACCUCCCUCUCCCGGCCCGACUCCCGCAGGCGGCCCCUCCCGGCAGGAGCUGGCCGGUCUGGGCGCCUGAACCCUGGGCAGCGACUCACCAGGAAGUUGGGAGUUUUCCGUUCUCCCGCCCGCGAGGGACCUUGGGCGGGCGGGUGGCUCGGCGCGGCGCCGUCGGAAAGCGCGCUGGACCGGGGGCUGAGGCUGCAAGGCCCGGAGCCGAUCGGCCACCUCCCGCCGCGCCGCCCCGGCGGACGCUGCAGGCGCGGGGCACCCACCCUGCGCACUGCGAGGCGCGUCCGGAGUGCGAACCUAGCGGCGGCCCAUCCUCCCGCGACUCCCGCUCCUCCUUCUGCGGCCGCCGCUGUCAGGAGUGUAAACAUCCCGGCAUCCCCGAGGAGAGGGGCGGGGCGGGCGCCGGCCCCUCCCCGCGCCGUGGGUCCCGGCCGGCUGCCCGAUGGAGGCUUCCCGCCUGCUUCACCGGCGCUCCUUGAAGUGGGGAAGCCUCGGAGGUUUCCCUACUGGAGCCGGGGCCCCUCUCUUCCGGUUGUCAGGCCUAGUGUGGUGCGGGGCACCGCGUCUGGCCCCCUGAGACCUCUUCCCCGGCUUCAGGCCAACUGCCCACCGAACCCAGGGUCGGCUGCUUUUUAAGAACUUGUUUUUUCUUCUUUUAUAUGUAAGUGCCCCCACUUGCAAGCGGUAACAGACUUACUGAUGUUCCCUUUCUUCUGGACCACAGCGUUUGUGACCCCAUCUUCUUUUACCAGAAUCUGUCUCUCAGCCAUUCAUCACCAUGACAGCAUCAUCAGGAAUAGGAGAGCUGAUCACACACUCUUCCCUGAGGCGGGUGGUAGUACAGCUCAUUAAUUUGGUUCCACUUCAAGAGAAAUGCCAAGUGUCUGGGAACUCAGAGGAGGAAAGGGGGCUUUAAAGAAAAAACAGACCACAGCUAUAAAGAGUCAGAUGGC
Piliocolobus tephrosceles (Ugandan red Colobus) is the source of this 1427-nucleotide messenger RNA. RefSeq names its product translation initiation factor IF-2-like. NCBI's taxonomy places the organism in Eukaryota, Metazoa, Chordata, Mammalia, Primates, Cercopithecidae. Bases 1 to 1110 code for a protein of 369 amino acids. The record is from RefSeq and is a predicted model, not a curated record. The transcript has 7 exons.